Molecule: messenger RNA, 5694 nt
Organism: Oenanthe melanoleuca
Lineage: Eukaryota; Metazoa; Chordata; Aves; Passeriformes; Muscicapidae
Product: protein mono-ADP-ribosyltransferase PARP14-like
Exons: 17
Coding region: 183-5606 (1807 amino acids)
Biological process (GO): negative regulation of gene expression
Cellular component (GO): cytoplasm; nucleus
Molecular function (GO): transcription corepressor activity; NAD+ poly-ADP-ribosyltransferase activity
Source: RefSeq, a predicted model, not a curated record
GCGCUUUGGAUGUUCUAGGGGGAGAGGAGCGUAAGGCGCAGGUGUGCGGUUGUACCUGUCGCCGAGGAGGCGACAGCGGAGGCACAAUAGGCACGUGCUUGCCGGGAAGUGCCGCGUCCGAUACGCGGGGAAGGGAAACCGAAAGCGGCGGGGAGAGCAGAGCGGAGCCGAGCCGGGCAGCCAUGGAGGGGCAGCGGCCGUGCGCCUUCCCGCUGCUGGUGCGGGGGGACUGGGGCCCCGCCGAGCCGCCCCCCGCGCUCAGGAAGAAGCUGCUCUGCUACUUCCAGAGCCAGAAGCGCUCGGGAGGCGGCGAGUGCGAGCUGCAGACCGGCACCGGCACCGGGCACAUCAUCGUCUGCUUCGCCCGCCCCGAGGUCAAGCAACGAGUUCUUGAGAGACAGUCUCAUCAGUUGGAUUUGGGAGGAGAAGAAAAUUUGACAUUGAUCGUCACAGAGCCUGAAACAGCGCUAGCUACUGAAGAGGAGAGAUUGGAAGAAAAAUCAGUUCCCACAAAGGCUUUGGAUGCCAUGAGCAGCCUUCAAACAAAAGAUGAUACAAAAACCUUGAAGAAAGCAGAGAGUUUUGUUCCAAACAGUGAACUCCAGGAGGAGGUUGACUCUCCAAAGGCCUCACCUUCGGUGGUAUUUGAGAACAUAGAGAGAUGUGGCCCAAAACUCUUAAAAAUGCUGUUGGAGAACAUCAGUGGCCUGGCUGUAAAUGCUGACUUUAAUGUUGAACUGAUACCUGAAAUAAAUGUUGCUGUAGCUACCUUUAUAAAAAGUAUUGAUACUAAGGAAUUUGUCAAAAAAUGUUCAGAACACAAGAGAGUCAGAGAAUUCAAAAUGACUGUCAGGCUUCUUGAAUCGACACAGACCAUCAAGGCUGAAAACCUGCCAGGCAGCAUUUCCACGGACUACCUCACAGUGUACUUUGAGAACGCACGGAACGGAGGGGGGCCCGUGUCAGAUGUCCAGCUCUUCCCCGAGGAGAACUCAGCCAUCAUUACUUUCUGUGACCACAAAGAUCUAACCCUGGUCUUGGAAAAGCAACAUUUACUGGAUGAGACACUGAUUUCUGUGCAUCCAUAUUACCACUCCCUGGGAACAGCUCUCUAUGGAGAAGAAAGACCAGCUGUCAAGAUGCCAGAUCCCAUUGGGGUGCCACUAAACCCAUAUGUAUGGCAGUUUUUACAAAGGCAUGCCAAUCUGACCCAAGAUAUAAACCAGGAAAUGGCAGUUUGCCAUUGUGAGCUCCAGUGGCCCCAGGCAGACUGUGCAAACCCAGAAGUUAUGUUGUGCCCAUCACCAUCUCUCUGCAAGCAGAAAAAGCCAAUGAUUAAGUUGCUGAAGACAUGGCAUCAAGAUGCUUCCACUGAGUUCUCACGUAUCAUGGCACGUUACAUAGCUAUAAAGUGUGAAGUCAAUUCAUCAGGUUGGGAAGAUGUGAAAAAAAGGUUGUUGCAAGAUGAUGCUCUGAUCAUAACUGAUGUUUCUGAGAAGAUGGUGGUGAUUGCAGGCAACAGAGCAGCAGUGGACAGUGCAGAGAAAGAAGUGAGGGAAUGCAUGAAGCAAAGUGAAAGGGAAAAGCAGAGCAUAGAAAUUUCUGUGCCAGUGAUCCCAGGGAAGUAUGCUGUGCUGCAUAAUGCUGGGUUAGAAAAGAAUAUUCAGAAGGAAUAUCCAUGCCUAAAGCUCUUUUUUGAUGACAAAAAAAAGACUGUUCAGUUGCGUGGAUUACCUGCAGAAGUAUAUAAAAUCAAAGCUGACUUACUGGAAAAGGUAAUGAGUAUGCCCUGUACAUCAGUUACCAUUGAUCCCCAUGUCUUCCACUAUCUACGGUGUGUAGAUAAUAAAAAAAUAUCAGAUAUGUUAUUCAUUAGGGAAAAAAUUAACACUUUUUAUGAACUUCAGGAUGAUACUGUGUUGCUAUAUGGAGAUGCUCCCAAAGAUCUUCUAGAAGCAGAAAAGCGAAUAAAAACAGGUUUAGAAUACAAGUGCAUCAAUGUGGGGGAUGGUGAAGUCAUUAAAAAGGAUCUGUGGAAGAAUCUUCUUCUCUCCUUGCUCAAGACAUAUAAUUCUUCCCAGGAAAUGAUUAUCACUUGGCAGUCUGUUGGAAAAGAAAGUAAAAUGAUCAUUGCUGGGUUUUCUAAGGCAGUAACAAAGGUUUAUCAGAGACUUAAUGAUUUUGUAGACAGAAACACAGUCAUUGAAAAAUCAAUCUCAGCUACUUCAGUAGUGAAUGUGCAGUUUGUAGAGAAUGAGAAGUCUGGUGUUUGUGAAGAAUUGAAGAAGAAAGGUGUGACAGUACAUUUUGACACCAAGACACCAUGCAUUUCUCUGAGGGGACCAAGAGCAGAAGUGUCAGAAGCAUUCAUCAUGUUUGAAAAAAUUGUCUCAUCCCUUUGCUCAAAAGAUGUGCCAAUUGACAUGCCAGGGGCAAAGGAGUUCUUCAUUGAGAAGAAAGAUUUAUAUAUUUUAGAAGCAAAACAGAAAUUUAGCUGUUUCAUUGGGAUUAAGGAAGAAGAAAAACAACAACAACAACAACAACAAGAGAAGGGUGGAAAAGUCAGUGAUAAAGUGAGAAGAAUCGUCUGCUAUGAAAAAAACCUGCCAGGUGGAAUUGUGGUAGGAGUGUAUAAAAGUAACUUGUGUAACUACCCUGUUGAUAUUGUGGUGAAUGCAUGUAAUGAAGACCUAAGACACACUGGUGGCCUUGCUGAUGCCCUGUCACGAGCAGCUGGCCCAGCACUGCAGCAGGAGUGUGACGAGCUGGUGAGCAAGCACGGGAAUCUGCAGCCCGGCUGCGCGGUGAUCACGGGCGCCGGGAACCUGCCCUGCAGGAACGUCAUUCACGCUGUUGGGCCCAGGUGGAACGAGAAGGAGUCACAGAGGUGCACCUGGUUGCUAAAACAGACAGUGAAAAAAUGUCUGCAGUUAGCUGAUACAUACAACCAUUGUUCCAUAGCUCUGCCUGCUAUAAGUGGAGGGAUUUUUGGCUUUCCACCACAGAUGUGUGCGGAUUCAAUUGUGUCCUCCGUCAAGGAGACCUUGGAAGAAUUAAUGGAGGGCAGCAGCUUGAAGGAGGUCCAUCUUGUGAGUAAUUCAGAAGAAAUCAUUCAGGUUCUGAGCGAGACAGUGAAAAAAGUAUUUUCAGCUAAAUCAUUCUGCCCAAAAUGGCUGAUGCUGAAAAAAAGCCAGAAAGAGAAAAGUAAAGAGGAUCUGAAGAUGGUUACAACAAAUGAAGGACUUUGCAUCCGAGUGGAGAAGAAAAAUGUUCAGGAAGCUGUGACGGAUGUUGUUGUCAACAGUGUUGGCGCAGAUCUGAAGUUUGGUGUGGGGCCUCUUUGCAAUGCCUUGCUGGGAAGAGCUGGGCCAGGUCUCCAAGAUGAGUUUGACAGUGCAGUAAAAAGUCAGGUGUCUGGUCCUGGGACGGUGCUCUGCACCACUGCAUGUGCUAUGGCCUGCAAGUUCAUGUUUCAUGCCAUACUACCUGUGUGGGAUGGAGGACAGACAGAGAAGGUCCUAGAAGAUGUAAUCAAUUUGUGCUUGAAGAAAACUGAAGAACUGGGACUGAAAUCGAUCACUUUCCCAGCUAUUGGGACAGGAGGAUUUGGAUUUCCUAAAACCAUUGUUUCCAAGUUAAUGUUUGAUGUAGCAUUCAGGUUCAGUAGUAGCCAAGCUUGGAAGAACCUCCAAGAAGUUCAUUUUCUUUUGAGUCCAAAAGAUAUUGAUAGCAUUCAGGCUUUUACCACUGAACUAAAACUUAGGGCAGAUGAAAGUUGCAAUUCUGCAGCAGCACAGCCAGGUUUCAUUAGGCCUGAUUCUGCUGAACUAUUGGGAGUUCAUGAAAUGAAGAUUGGUUCCAUCACACUCCAAGUAAUUAGCGGAGAUAUUACCAGGCAAGAUACAGAGGUUAUUGUAAACAUAUCAAAUCCAUCAUUUGAUGCCAAAACAGGUGUCUUCAAAGCAAUUAUGGAUGCUGCUGGUUCCCAGGUAGCAGAUGAAUGUGCUCAAUAUGCUGGGCAAUAUCAAAGUGGCUUUAUUACUACACAAGGUGGGAACCUGUUGUGCAGUAAAAUCAUCCAUUUGAUUUCUGAUAACCAGGUGAAGAGUCAGAUUUCUAAAAUGCUUCAUGAGUGUGAACGAAGGAUGUACAAAUCUGUUGCCUUCCCAGCUAUUGGAACAGGUCAAGCAGGACUGAGUUCAGCCAAGGUAGCUGAUGAAAUGCUGGAUGCUAUAAUAGAAUUUGCAAGACAAAAUUCAGUGCAGCAGUUACAGACAAUUAAGAUCGUGAUCUUCCAGAAAAAUAUGCUCAGAGACUUUUAUGAAAGCAUGAAGAAAAGAGAAGAUUCAGAUUCAUCCACAACGGAUCCAUAUUUAUCUAUGCUAAAAUCCUUUUUUUGGGGCAGAAAACAAUCUUCUGAGAAGAAAAAGGUCAAAAAUUUGGAGAAGAAAGUUAAUUUAGUCACAUUUCAAAUUUGUGGAGAAAGCAAAAAAAAGGUGGAUGAAACUGAGUCCUGGAUAAAGGAUUUAAUUUUAAAGGAACAGCUUGAAAACACUAUUUCAGAUGAGGUAAUUGAAAGUUUUGAUGAGACACAAAUUGCCAUUUUGGAAGAUCUCCAGAGAAGAAUGCAAGUCACCGUGCAGUUUAAAAAUAACCUUUCUCCCCCUCAAAUUAAAAUUUCUGGUAUUAGCAGGGAUGUCUAUUCCGUUUCUCAAAAAGUUCAAGAAAUGAUCCAACAAAUUAAAUCUUGUGAAGAAGAACAAUCCAAGGCAGAAUUUCUUUAUAACCUGGUAGAAUGGAGGUAUCCAGGAAGCAACGAUAGCUUUGUUUCUUUUGAUAAACUGACAAAUAUGCAGCUGGAGCAUGCCAGAAUAUCUAAAAAACUACAUCUGAAUGUCAAAAUUGAAAACAGGAACUACAAGGUGGAUCUGAAUACUCUAAAGGCUACUGAUGACCAAGGAAAAACUAUAAACCUUCAACGUGUGGGAAAGUAUGAAGAUAUGCAGUCCAUAGAGCUCCCUAAGGAGUGGACAGACAUGCAAAAUGAACAGGUCAAAGUGGUGGAGCUCAAGCCUUCGCAUCCUGAAUAUAAAACAGUUGAGAAGAAGUUUAAGACAACAUGUGCUGACCUUACCAUAGAGAAGAUUGAAAGAAUACAAAAUCGCAUCCUCUGGCAGACAUACCAAUUAAAAAAAAAAUCUAUCUGUGAGAAGAACAAAAAUCAAAAUAAUGAGAAGUUGCUAUUUCAUGGGACAGCUGCACCCUCAUUGAUGUCAAUUAAUUCCUAUGGAUUUAAUCGUGGGUUUGCUGGAAAGAAUGCUGCAUUCUUUGGAGAUGGAACCUACUUUGCUGUCAAUGCACGUUACUCUGCUCAAGGUAUUUACUCUGUUCCAGAUGUGAAUGGCAAAAAACACAUGUACUUGGCUCGGGUCCUUACUGGGAAGUACUGUGCUGGGAGAAGAGGAAUAAAAGCUCCACCACCAAGGAGCCCAGCAGAUCCUACUGACCUGUAUGACAGUGUGGUUGAUAAUGAGUCAAAUCCAAAAAUAUUUGUCAUAUUUAAUGACAUUCAGGCAUAUCCACAAUACCUUAUUACUUUCAAAUAACAGAAUGAUCAUAAUAGUCUAGAAAAUUUUAGUGCCUUUUACAUGUAACAAUUUACAGGGCAAUUUUAAAAUUCUUUUUACAUCAAGG